Molecule: messenger RNA, 2159 nt
Organism: Blastomyces dermatitidis ER-3
Lineage: Eukaryota; Fungi; Ascomycota; Eurotiomycetes; Onygenales; Ajellomycetaceae
Exons: 1
Coding region: 660-1178 (172 amino acids)
Source: RefSeq, a predicted model, not a curated record
GGAUUAUUAUUUUCAACUCGAUCUAGCUAGUGGAGGCUUACUACGACCAAAGUAGAAACUUUUCUCCCAUUGGGUAUUAAGAGUUUCCCUCCAAGUCGAUAGAGGUGGUUAUGUGCGGGUUCCUGGCUCCAAUAAUUGUAUUUACGUGGCAUGGCACCGCACAAUUGGGCAAGGGCAACAUGACUCACAAUUACCCGCGGAGGAGGCGAUGAUCAUUCCGCGCGCUCUGAAUCUUGCUGAGCAGCAUGCAUUAGUGAGCGGAACGGCCCGGAACGCACGGGACGAGCUAUUCCCGGCGGCCUUGGCAUGGCGGUUACUUAUUGUCAUGGGCUGCAAGCUGUCAGACGACCAGUUGCUCCUCUGAGUUUACCAACAUGAUUUGAAGGAAGAAUUGUUUGCUGCCUGCAUACAUCCAUGCUGAAAGACAUGUGCCACUUGGCCCAUCUGUAUUGGUAAAUGGUACUGUGCCGCUGUUAUAAGUUUCUAUCAUACCACCCUGGCAUUUGAUCAGUGUCAAAGGUGAUAUGCUCUCGAACAGGCAAACUUCCAACUGAGCUUGCUUAUAGCAGUCUUCCAUCCCCAGACCUCUACAGUAAGAAAUGGCCCUUUAACUAGAGUGCAAGCAUCAGUCUAAUGAAUUUGAACGCUGCGGUACAGAUAUGAGCAAUAAAAAACGCCUAUUUAUCUCUAUUCACCACCGAGAUGAAAUGUCUCUUCAAGAGGGAAUACGCAAGAUGUACGGUGCAUACCACUGGGGAGUUUUGUUAGCACCUAAGAAGUCCAACGGCCGCGACAACAUGGCAUACGACGUUUCGGACGGUGUUCGGUUGGAUGGUGAAACUGGGCAAGACCUGAACUCGGAAAGAGAUUGGUUCUUCAGGAUUAAGAACAACGUGAAUCUGUUGGACAGUGGGCAGUUAGUUGGUCGGGUCAUGAUCGGAAAAGUUCCUCCGCAAACGACAGAAAAUGAUCUCGAAACCAUCCUCAGGGGUGUUGCUCUGCCAGAUAAGGAAUCAGGAGAAAGAUGUCGCCAUUGGGUUUGGAAUGCCAUAUCCACUCUACAAAAUGAAUCAGUGAUACCGAACUUUGAUAUUGAAGAAUUCAAAGUCUGGAUAUUGGAUUAUGCCAAUCAAUGCCUCGCCAACCCUAGUCCAAGCAAUGUUUGUGAUUAUAAAUAGACAAACUAGUUGCGCGAAACAUUUCCUGGUUCAUCAUAGAGUCUCCAAAGAAGGCGUUCUGCCAUGAGCUCGUCCGCAUAUGAAGGAAGCUUAAGUUUGAUGCUCUCGGGCCAGUCCGGCACCUUGAAUGAAGUGUAAUAUGCCUUUGUUAGAUCCCAAUAUUCUGGGUACCAGCCUGCAAGUGCCCAGUCAACAACUCCCACAAUUCUGCCAUUGCGAAUGAUAAUAUUCCGCGGGGCCAAAUCUGAAUGCGAGAAGAACGUCUGAUAAUUGUUGCUAUGACAAGAUGCAAUAUCUUCCCCAAAAACCUGAGCCGUGUUUUCCAGUGGAACGCCACCCCGUAAAAAAGAGUGGAAGCUGGAAUGAGACUGAAAUGGGCCGACUAGUUGACUCCCAAUACGGUAAUCAAGAAUGGCACCACCCUGCGCGGACGCAACCACUCCUUCUUUGGGGGGAUGAAGUGUUCGAAGUUGAGUCAAGAUAGUUGCAAUAUCAUUGAGAAUGGUUUCUUUUUCCUUGGGUUUCAGGCCGCGCAUCCACAGAGUUUCAAGGUCGGUACCUUGAAUGUGAUCCAUCAUUAUAUAUAUGCCCCCUGGUCCAUUGUAUGAACACCGCACUCGAGGAACGGGAAUUGUGGUGUGUUCUGAGAUGUAGAGAAGCGCUUCAAGUUCUGGGAGCUGGCACGGCCCUUUAAUAACAUGCUUCCGGCCGACCUUAACAACAGUUGGACCUAGGGAUCCAAAGAUUGACCGGGCUAUUCUAAAUCGAGUGUGAAGAAUGAUGGAUUUCAAAUCUAAUAGCCAUUCAAGAACAAAGAUGGGGUUAGCAUUGUCUCAUUAGGUGAUAGGGAUUUGAUUGAGCAAACCUUGUAAUGCCAUCAUUUAAAGCUCUGAGGGUCGAUUAAACACAACCGGCCCAGUACACUAGUGUUGGAAGGGAUCAAAUACAUGAAGAAAAUGCAGGAAGCAGAAAACUUGACCU